ACGUCAGGCUCCGAUUAUCUUGCUUGGCAUGCCACGUGGGUUCCUCAUUGAAUCCUAUAAAUACCCCCCCGGGCCACGUCAAAAAGGUAAUUGAAACCAACCUUAAGCUUUUCUUAUCUCCGCCCUAAAGGUAGCCCCGAUUAUUGCUGACUUAAGCAUCGGAGUGUCUACCCCGAGUUCCACCUCGGGGCUUUGCAGGUCAUCCCGAAGUGCAAGCACGGACUGGAGAAGGACUUCCGGUUUGGUGCAAUUACAUUGGCGCCGUCUGUGGGAAUCGAACUGAAAGCUUUCUGAUUGCUCUUCUAUUAUGGUUCACACUCGAUCAGUUAGAGCUGGUAAUUCAUCUCUGCCUCUUGGGCAAGGUCAACCCUCCAACAACCUCCCGCUUCCGAUUCCACCUCAAAUCCCACUUCAAAUUCCACCUCAGCUUCCACCUCAGGUCCCAAUUAUGUUCCCUCCUGUUGAUCAUGCAGAAGGAGGAGAUGAAAACCAACCCCAUACCUCAGCUCACAAUUCAACUUCCACUGCCAACCAAGACGCGGUGACAGCUCAGCUUGCUGCCAUGCAGCAGCAGUUUGCUUCACAACAGAAUCCCCAACCAGUUCAACCCGCUCCCGCUAUUAGCGAAUCUCAGGAUCAAUCCCACAUAGCACCCGCUCAGCAACCCAUCCCUGAUGAUGUUACUCGCCGCCUUGAUAGCUUAGAAAAGCUGAUAGCUGAACACCGAGAUCCUCCACCCCCACGCAAUGUUACUGAUUCCAUACCUCAUCCCCUGAAUACCAACAUCACACUGGAACCCUAUCCUACUGGCUUCAAAAUACCACAACUGGAGACUUAUGAUGGGACGAAGGAUCCCGAUGAUCACCUGCAUGCUUUUUACUCUUGCAUGCAAGCACAUAAUGCCUCUGACGCGUUAAUGUGCAAGAUCUUCCCCUCUACUCUGCGAGGUAAUGCUCGAACUUGGUAUUAUAGUCUACCUCCGAGGUCGAUCAGUUCUUACACAGAAAUGGCAUCUGCCUUUGCCACUAAGUUUUCCAGUAGAAGGUUGAUUAGGAAAACUACUACUGAAUUGAUGCGAGUUAAACAGAGGGACGGAGAAUCUCUAAAGAACUACAUGAGCAGGUUCAAUGAUUCAGUUUUAGAGGUUAGUUCCUUUGAUCAAGCUGUAGGGAUUGCCACUGUGAUCUCCGGUCUUAAGCAUGACAGGUUCAGAGACAGUUUGAUCAAACAUGCUGCCACCACCUUCAGCGAGAUAAACAACAAAAUGGACUUGAGACGUCCUGGCCCAAUGCGAACUGCUACUGCUAGUCGUGACCACACCAGAUAUUGUGAUUUUCAUCAAGAUCACGGCCAUACUACAGAGCAGUGCAACAGCUUAAAAUCCAAACUGGAAAGUUUAGCUCAGAAGGGAAUGCUGAAUGAGUAUGUCCAGAGAGUUGAACAACCGAGGUUCGUCAGAGAGCAGAGACCGCAACCUCAGGGAGUUCGCAAUCCCCCAAAUAGACAAGGUGUGGGAUAUCAGCAAGCCCCACCUCCGCUCCCACCACCGGCUAGAAUCAUACAUAUGAUUACGGGAGGCCUUGAAGCAGGUGGACUGAGCUAUAAGCAGCGAAAGCUGUAUGUUAGAGAGGUUAAACAUCAGAACCGAGCCCAGAAGCGGAAGAUCGACGAUGCUGAGUGGAAGAAUCAACCCAUUACUUUCACAUCCGCUGACCUCGACACAGUUGUUACACCCCACAAUGAUCCCCUGGUCACUUCUGUCAUGAUCAAUAACUGCGAAGUACAGCGUAUCCUUGUUGACACCGGGAGUGCACCAGACAUCAUGUAUUUCCACUGUUUCGAGAGUCUUGGACUAGACCCAGCAUUAUUGCAGAAGUAUGAUGGUCCUAUCUAUGGUUUCAACAACCAACCUAUUCCGAUGGCCUCCUCUUUCAACAUUGUUAUUGGCCGACCCACAUUGACUGAAAUCCGAGUUGUGGUUUCCCAAUCCCACCUCUGCAUGAAAUUCCCCACUCCUAUGGGAAUUGCAACACUGCGAGGAAACCAGGAGGUGGCCAGACAUUGUUAUAUCACCUCGGUAACACAACCGAUGAAAGGCAAAGCUCAGACACCCGAGGUCAUUCCCCAGCGAAUUUCUGAUAAUCAACAAGUUAUGGGUGUUGAGAUCGUCGAUAAUCGACUGGAAGAUGAAACCAGAGCUGCUCUGGUCGAAGAUGUUGAAGAAGUACUUAUUGAUGACAGAGAUCCGAGCCGAACGACACAGAUAGGAACUAGAUUGAACCCGGAGGAGAGGGCAGAACUGAUAGCUUUUCUCCGAGCUAACAAUGAUAUAUUUGUAUGGACUUCGGCAGAUAUGCCAGGAAUCCCAACUUCAGUAUGUCAACAUAAGCUCAGUACCAAUCCAUUGAAGAAACUAGUGGCACAGAAACGGCGUCUCUUCGGGGGGGAGAGGCUUCAGGCUAUUAAAGAAGAGGUAGAGAAACUCCUACAAGCUGGUUUUGUCUGGAAAGUUGAUUACUGCGAAUGGGUGGCUAACCCAGUUCUGGUGAAGAAGGCAAAUGGCAAAUGGCAAAUGUGUAUUGACUACACAAAUCUUAAGAACGCCUGCCCUAAGGAUUGCUAUCCAAUGCCGAGCAUCGAUAAAUUAGUUGAAGCGGCUUCAGGCAAUGAGAGGUUAAGCCUCUUGGACGCAUAUUCGGGGUAUCACCAGGUGCCAAUGGCUCCAGAAGAUGAAGAGAAAACUGCGUUCUAUGCUGGUGAUGAAAUUUAUUGUUAUGUCAUGAUGCCGUUUGGCUUGAAGAAUGCAGGUGCUACUUAUCAGAAAAUGGUAACCAUUGUCUUCCACGCUCAGAUUGGCAAGAAUCUGGAGGUAUAUGUCGACGACAUUGUGGUCAAGAGCCUAAAAGCAGAAGAUCAUCUCGCCGACCUCGACGAAACCUUUACCAACCUCAGAAAGAAUCGAAUGCGGUUAAACCCAGCCAAGUGUAUCUUUGGAGUGGAGUCUGGAAAGUUUCUAGGUUUCAUGGUGUCCCGAAGAGGGAUUGAGGUCAAUCCAGAGAAGAUCAGAGCAAUUGCCGAGAUGGAACCGCCGAAGUCAAUUAAAGAUAUACAGAGGUUGACUGGAAGGGUGGCAGCUCUGCAUCGAUUUAUCUCCAGGUCAGUGGAUAAGUGUUUACCAUUCUUCAAAAUUAUGAGGUCGGCCGCCCAGAAGGAUGGGUCAGGGAAACAGAAGAAAUUUGAAUGGACUAAGGAAUGCCAAACUGCAUUCGAUGAUCUGAAGUCUUAUCUUAGCUCGCCACCUCUACUAACUAAGGCUAUAGAUGGGGAGAUUCUUUAUCUGUAUCUGGGAAUUUCAGAUGAGGCCAUUAGUUCAGUUCUGGUAAGAGAAGAAGCCAAGCACCAGAAACCAAUCUAUUAUCUCAGCAGUGUAUUGCAUGGAGCAGAGCUGAGAUAUCCUAUGGCGGAGAAAGCGGCACUAGCAGUUGUCACUUCGGCCAGGAAGUUGAGGCCAUAUUUCCAGUCACACCCAAUCAUCGUCCUCACAGAUCAACCCCUCCGGCAGAUUCUGCAGAAACCAGAUAGCAAGGGUUCAGGGGCUGGAGCUCUCUUGAUUGGUCCAGACGGUUAUCGAAGCGAACAUGCUUUGAAAUUUAACUUUGAUGCGACAAAUAAUAUGGCUGAGUAUGAAGCUCUGAUACUUGGUCUACAACUAGCAUUAGAGUUGAAAAUCAGUGCAAUUCAAGUGUACAGUGACUCCCAGCUAGUGGUGAACCAAAUCAACUCUAUUUGUGAAGUCGUUGAUCCUGUAAUGAUGAAGUAUGUCGCCUUGGUGGCCGAGCUGAAGUGCAAAUUCCAAAAAUUCUGUCUGAGUAAAAUCCCCCGAGCUGAGAACGAACAGGCAGAUUCACUCUCUAAGUUUGCCUCUGAUAGCUCUCUAAGCUCCAGAUCCGUCUUUGUAGAGGUCUUAAAUGAACCCAGCUUCACGAAACCUCGGGUGAUGGAAAUUAGCACAAACCCUGACACGCCGAGCUGGACUGAUUCAAUUGUCUCCUUCUUACGAGAUGGGAUAGUGCCUGAGGACAGGCAGGAGGCAAUGAAAUUGAGGAAGAAAGCAUCUCGGUAUACACUUGUUGAUGGAGUCCUGUAUAAGAGAUCUUUCUCACUUCCUCUUCUACGGUGUUUAAACCCUUAUGAAGCUGAAUACGCAAUUCGAGAGGUGCAUGAGGGUGUCUGUGGGAGCCAUGUUGGUGCUAGGACUCUCGCUCACAAAGUCUUAAGGCAGGGAUACUACUGGCCAAACAUGUACAGAGAUGCCACCUACUUUGUUCAGAAAUGCCCGAAAUGUCAAUUCUUCGCACACUUGACUCACCAGCCAGCAGAAGAGCUCACGAACUUGGUAGCACCGUGGCCAUUUGCUCAGUGGGGACUGGAUCUUUUAGGCCCAUUUGUGAAAGGGGUCGGUGGUGUAACUCAUCUGAUAGUUGUUCGAUCAUCUGCAGAUAUGGGAUCCCAAAUCAGAUCGUGGCCGAUAAUGGAACUCAAUUCAAUUGCUUCUCAUUUCGAGAUUUCUGCUCCAGUUAUGGGAUCAAGUUACAGUUCACCUCCGUUUACCAUCCGGAGUCCAAUGGCAUGGUGGAAUCUAACCACGAGCCGAACUGCCACAGGUGAAACACCUUACCACCUGGCCUUUGGUACCGAAGCAGUCAUUCCUGUUGAGAUAGGAGUCCCAAGCUUCCGAGUCACCCAUUUCGAUGAAGAACGAAAUGGACAACUGCUUCGGGAAAACCUUGAUUUGCUUGCUGAAGUCAGAGAAGAAGCUCGGCUUUAAACUCUUGCAUACAAGCAGAAGCUAACCAACUUCUACAAUAAACGGGUCCGCCCUCGAACAUUCAAAGUAAGAGACCUUGUUCUCAGAAAAGCUGGCCUAACGGGGUUUGAAACUCGUUUUGGCAAACUCGCCCCGAAUUGGGAAGGCCCUUAUGCCGUGGCCGAGGUGCCACAUCCUGGUGCCUAUAUCCUCCAAGACGCUGAAGGAAAGAGAGUUCCUAGAGUCUGGAAUGUCAAUAACUUGAAGAAAUUUUACCCUUAAUGAAAUUCUUUCAAGUGU
Messenger RNA from Rubroshorea leprosula, 5107 nucleotides. NCBI's taxonomy places the organism in Eukaryota, Viridiplantae, Streptophyta, Magnoliopsida, Malvales, Dipterocarpaceae. The record is from the annotation of a GenBank genome assembly.